AUGGGGAAAUUGGUGGGAUUCUGUUCAAUGGCAUCCACUCUGUUUCUUAUUAUGGGAGUUUUACCUUUGGCUUUAGCAAGAGGACAUGAUUACGGAGAAGCUCUAAGCAAAAGCAUUCUCUUCUUUGAAGCUCAGAGAUCCGGUUAUCUACCCGGUAAUCAAAGAGUUAAAUGGAGAGGAAAUUCAGGGCUCUUCGAUGGCAAAGCAAAUGGGGUGGAUCUGGUGGGAGGGUAUUAUGAUGCAGGGGACAACGUGAAGUUUGGGCUUCCAAUGGCGUUUACAGUGACGAUGAUGUCAUGGAGUAUAAUGGAAUACGGGAAUCAAAUGGGUGCGAGUGGUGAGCUUAGUCAUGCCAUGGAUGCUGUGAAAUGGGGCACUGAUUACCUCAUUAAAGCUCACCCUGAACCUCAUGUUCUAUAUGGAGAGGUUGGAGAUGGUAACACAGAUCACUACUGUUGGCAAAGACCGGAGGACAUGACGACUUCUCGAAAUGCGUACAGAAUUGACCAAAAUAACCCUGGCUCUGAUCUAGCUGGAGAGACUGCCGCCGCUAUGGCAGCCGCCUCCAUCAUCUUCCGCCGCUCAAACCCUGCGUACUCGCGGGAGCUUCUCACCCAUGCCUACCAGCUUUUCGAUUUUGCGGACAAAUACAGGGGUAAAUACGACAGUAGCAUCACGGUGGCCCAGAAGUACUACCGAUCCGUCAGUGGAUACGCUGAUGAAUUGCUUUGGGCAGCUGCUUGGAUGUACAAGGCAACAAGCAAUGAGUACUACUUAGAUUACCUUGGUAAAAACGGCGACGUUCUAGGCGGGACUGGGUGGGCCAUGACGGAGUUCGGGUGGGAUGUCAAGUACGCCGGCGUUCAAACCCUCGUCGCCAAGUUUCUAAUGGCAGGUAACGCCGGUGGAAAUGCUCCGGUGUUCGGAAAGUAUCAAGAAAAAGCUGAAUUUUUCAUGUGUUCGUGUCUCGGGAAAAGUAGUCAAAACGUUCAGACAACUCCCGGCGGAUUAAUUUUCCGGCAACGAUGGAACAACCUGCAAUUCGUCACAAGUGCGUCGUUCCUCCUCACCGUCUACUCCGAUUACCUCACCUCCGCCGGGAAAAACCUACAUUGUUCCUCCGGCGCCGUCGCGCCGUCGGAACUACUCUCAUUCGCUAAAUCUCAGGUUGAUUACAUACUUGGUGAUAAUCCGAGAGCGACGAGUUACAUGGUUGGGUAUGGAAGCAAUUACCCACAACAAGUUCAUCAUAGAGGUUCGUCGAUUGUUUCAGUCAAAGUGAACCCGUCGUUUGUAAGCUGUAGAGGUGGUUAUGCGACGUGGUUUAGUAGAAAAGCGAGUGACCCGAAUCUGUUGACUGGCGCCAUUGUUGGUGGACCUGAUGCGUAUGAUAACUUUGCGGAUCAAAGAGAUAAUUAUGAACAGACUGAGCCUGCUACGUAUAAUAAUGCCCCUCUUCUUGGUAUUUUGGCUAGGUUACAUGGGGGGCAUAACGGGUAUAAUCAAUUGCUUCCUGUUGAAAUUCCUGUUGCUAAGCCUAUCGCUGUUCAACCGAAGCCUAAUCCAGUAAAAGAAACUCCAUUUUCAGCUCCAAUUGCAAUUGAACAAAAGACUACAACUUCAUGGGUAUCAAAUGGGAAAACAUACUACAGAUACUCAACUAUAGUAACAAACAAAUCAGAGAAAACAAUCAAGAACCUUAACCUAUCAGUCUCCAAGCUCUAUGGUCCAUUGUGGGGCCUAGCCAAGAGUGUAAGUGGGUCCUACGGGUUCCCAACAUGGGUUAGCUCAUUGCCAGCUGGCAAAAGCAUAGAGUUUGUGUACAUCCAUUCUUCUUCACCUGCAGAAGUAUCGGUUUCAAGCUACACAUUGGCAUAAUUCAAGAUUACAAAAUCAAGAUCAAGUUUUUUUGAAAAAAAAGAUUUGUUUAGGAGUACAAGAAGAAGUGGAUUUUUAAUUGUGGUUAUUUAAAGGUGUGUAAGAAUGGAGGAAGAAAGGAGUGAAGAGAGGAUUUAAAAGAAGUGCUCAUCCUCUUUCUCAUCCUCUUUAAUAUUAUUAGCAUAGAAUGGGAAAGAUAGAUUAGGGUUGUUUGUUUUUACUACAAGUUAGCUUUUUAAAAGUGUUUCUGGUGUGUUUUGUGGUGUACAUUUGGCAAAACCUUAAGUUUCUAUAUGAAUAUAUACAUUAUGUUACUCAUUAUUUGUUUUGCUUUUAUAAUAUAAUAUAGGACGAAUUUCAU
This is a messenger RNA of Lactuca saligna, 2239 nucleotides long. NCBI's taxonomy places the organism in Eukaryota, Viridiplantae, Streptophyta, Magnoliopsida, Asterales, Asteraceae. The record is from the annotation of a GenBank genome assembly.